AUGUUUGUGGCAUCGCUCAUCUCGCCUUGGGCCCUUCUUCUCCUACCAGUCCUAUACUACAUUCUUCCAUAUCUCCGAAACUGGGCUCUCUUAAAGGUCCCUGGCCCUCUCCCCGCCGCCCUCUCGAAUCUAUGGUUGAUGUACCAAUGUCGGCGAGGGCGAAGGUAUCAGGUUGUCGAUGACCUGCACAAGAAAUACGGCAAGGUCGUGCGCAUCCAACCAAAUCAUGUCUCAAUCGCCGACGACAGUGCCAUCAAUACCAUUUACGGCCAUGGUAACGGAUUCCUUAAGAGUGAAUACUAUGACGCUUUCGUAUCCAUUCGUCGUGGCCUGUUCAACACUCGCGACCGGGCAGAGCACACUCGCAAGCGCAAAGUCGUCUCUCAUACCUUCUCUGCCAAGUCCAUUGGCCAAUUCGAACAGUACAUCCACGCCAACUUGGAGCUGUUUGUGCAAAAGUGGAAGAAUCUUUCUAACAACAAGAAGAAUCCGCAAACCGGCUAUGCAUCGAUUGAUUCUCUUCACUGGUUCAACUACCUCGCCUUUGACAUUAUUGGCGACCUUGCGUUUGGGCAGCCAUUCGGCAUGCUGGAGAAGGAGAAGGACAUUGCAGAGAUCCGCAAGUCCCCCGAUGCUCCACCUACUACUGCCCCAGCAAUCGAAGUCUUGAAUCGUCGAGGUGAGGUGUCAGGCACACUGGGCUGCCUACCGCAAUUGAAACCUUACGCCAAAUACCUCCCUGACCCAUUCUUCAGCCAAGGUGUCGAAGCGGUGGAAAAUCUCGCAGGUAUCGCCAUUGCGCGAGUCAAGCAGCGACUGGAAAAUCCCAAUACUGAUCGAGUGGACCUUCUCGCUCGUCUUAUGGAAGGCAAGGACGCCAAUGGCGAAAAGCUAGGACGCGAAGAACUGACCGCCGAGGCCCUGACGCAACUCAUUGCGGGAUCCGAUACCACCUCCAAUACCGCCUGUGCGAUCUUGUACUAUGUUGUACGCACCCCGGGUGUGCUCGAGAAAUUGCAAAAAGAACUUGACGCAAACAUUGGCCCGGGUGUCCCCCAGUACGAGCAAGUCAGGGACCUCGAGUAUGUGCAAUGGGUGAUUAAUGAGACCAUGCGGAUCCACUCCACCUCGUCGCUGGGUCUUCCCCGUCUCACGCCCCUGCCGACACCUGAGCACCCGAAUCCCAAACCUGUCGAAAUCCUAGGCUACACUUUCCCUCCCGGCACUGCUCUGUCCGUUCCCUCGUAUACGAUCCAUCACUCCAAGGAAAUCUGGGGUCCUGACGCCGACGAAUUCGUCCCUGAGCGCUGGUCGGAAAAGCGACUCACGCCGCGACAAAAGGAGGCUUUUAUCCCCUUCUCGGUCGGACCCAGGGCCUGUGUCGGCAGGAACGUCGCUGAAAUGGAACUGAAAUGCAUGGUCGCAACAGUAUUCAGGAACUUUGAGUUCCGAGACGAGCAUGAGGGCCCGCUACAGACAAGGGAGGGCUUCCUCAGAAAACCUUUGGGAUUUAACGUUGGCAUUCGUGUGAGGGCUAAUGCUUGA
This is a messenger RNA of Fonsecaea pedrosoi CBS 271.37, 1545 nucleotides long. RefSeq lists its product as uncharacterized. Lineage: Eukaryota; Fungi; Ascomycota; Eurotiomycetes; Chaetothyriales; Herpotrichiellaceae. The transcript has 2 exons. The coding region runs from base 1 to 1545 and encodes 514 amino acids. Gene Ontology annotation, molecular function: iron ion binding; monooxygenase activity; heme binding. The record is from RefSeq and is a predicted model, not a curated record.